Ceraceosorus guamensis is the source of this 1196-nucleotide messenger RNA. RefSeq lists its product as hypothetical. Gene Ontology annotation, molecular function: adenylylsulfate kinase activity; ATP binding. Gene Ontology annotation, biological process: sulfate assimilation. The transcript has 3 exons. NCBI's taxonomy places the organism in Eukaryota, Fungi, Basidiomycota, Exobasidiomycetes, Ceraceosorales, Ceraceosoraceae. Bases 243 to 857 code for a protein of 204 amino acids. The record is from RefSeq and is a predicted model, not a curated record.
AUCCUCGCGCUCGCUCGCUUCGGUCUAGAAGAUCCAAGUUUUGAGUCCAAGCGUCAGCGAGUCCAAGGGCGAGUCCGUCGGAUACAUCAAUUGAACAGAUACGCUUGCCUUGUUCAUUCUCUUCCCCUUUCGACCCUUCAUCUCUUGAGCAACAACAUAGCCAGCGCGGUUCCAACAGUCGUCCCUUUGAAGCGUCAUUGCUCCCAUUGCACCGAGUCACUUCCCUCUCUAGCAUCCAAACAAUGGCGACCAACAUUACUCAUCAUGCAGGCAUCACCUACUCUGAGCGAUCUUCAGCUCUAGGCGUUGCGGGCUCGACGCUUUGGUUCACUGGUCUCUCAGCAUCCGGCAAGUCCACCAUCGCAGUAGCGCUCGAGAACAGGCUGAUCAGGAGCGGAAGGAACAGCUUCAGGCUGGAUGGAGACAAUAUCCGGUUCGGUUUGAACAAGGAUUUGGGCUUCAGCCCAAAGGACAGGGAAGAAAACAUUAGGAGAAUCGCAGAGGUGUCUCUGCUCUUCGCGUCCAGCUGCGCAGUCACCAUCACCUCCUUCAUCUCGCCCUACGCUGCCGAUCGAGACCUGGCUAGAUCUCUGCAUGCAAAGCACGAUCCUCCCCUCCCUUUCAUCGAGGUGUUCGUCGAUGCUUCUGUAGAGGAAUGCGAAAAGAGGGAUCCCAAGGGCCUGUACAAGAAAGCUAGGGCUGGAGAGAUCAAAGAAUUCACCGGCAUCUCUGCUCCGUACGAAGCGCCUCAGAAGCCGGAAAUCCACAUCAAGGCGGGUGCUACAUCGGUGGACGAGGCGGUGGAGCAGAUCGUUCAGUACUUGGUCAAGAAUGACAUCAUUCCUCCCGAGAACUAGAGCGUCACUCGAGGCAACCAAUUAGCCCGAAUGUCUGGAAGACGCUAACAAGCACCUCACAACCUCACAUGGGCUCGGCAUCACGGAUGGCGCAUGAACAAGGAUGAAAAGCAAUUGACAUUCUCUGAUGAACGAGCCCAAAAGAGUGUCGGCAGUUGGAUCAGGUUUCGGUGCGUUCUGAAAGGAAUGACUCACGACCCUUCGAGGAGGGCGCGCGGAUGAGAUAUCCGUGCCGAUAAAGUAGAACUUGAAAAUGGGGGAGCAAGAGUCCUUGAUCCGAUGAGUCGCUCAAAAAGAGAGUGAUGCCUAGAUAGCUCGAAAAGUCAACAUUAAGUGUUA